Pomacea canaliculata is the source of this 6463-nucleotide messenger RNA. Its product is annotated as probable G-protein coupled receptor 22. Gene Ontology annotation, cellular component: membrane. Gene Ontology annotation, biological process: G protein-coupled receptor signaling pathway. The record is from RefSeq and is a predicted model, not a curated record. The transcript has 4 exons. NCBI's taxonomy places the organism in Eukaryota, Metazoa, Mollusca, Gastropoda, Architaenioglossa, Ampullariidae. Bases 4448 to 5215 code for a protein of 255 amino acids. Gene Ontology annotation, molecular function: G protein-coupled receptor activity.
GAGGUGGCGCCCUCGGCUCAGUGACAAGACACCAGGGUCAGGGGUCACAGAGGCUGAGGCGGAUGGAUAAGAGAGACACAGUGGUGACACACGGUGGUGCCAGAGUCUCACAAGGAGGCUGCUACGACAGAGACACGUGGUGACACACAAUGGUGCCAGAGUCUCAGGAGUCUCACUAAGAUCGACGGAGCGACAUCAACGGAUUCUCAGACGUCAGCAACAUCGGAGGGUCCUCCACGUGACAAGAGACUUUGUGUGAAGAGAUAAGUGGCGAGUGUGUGUUACACGAGUUGUAGUUGGUGGCUCACGAUACCUGCACUAGGCGUAGGGAAGUUAACAGGACACCUAGAGAACGGAAAUAUUUGGAAUUGUAUCAUCCUGUGAACUGGUUUGAAAAUCUUGAUUAUUAAUAUCUAUUACACUAAAUUGCCUUGUGUUCGUUAUUGGGCAUGCGCGCUGGGGGCUCGGAGUCAAGUAAGUAUCAUCAGCAAUUGAGUGUAAGUGUGUGUACGGUGAAUGUCGGUGUGAGGUGGUGGAGGUGUCGACAGCGCCAUCGAGCAACGGCAGUCGCAACUUCUGAUCAUCACGUGCUCAUUCCCCGGAGUUCACGACAAUAUUAAUAAAGUAAAUUUUGAGGGACAGGCAAGAAAUGCUGAUUACGGAAUAGACAGGACACAUACGGGUACAUGACAGGACAGACAGGUGUGCUUCUCAUCCGUGUCCACUUUGGAGAAUUCUGCAAACCUCAGGCUGAGGGUAGACCACUUCCGGUUGAUGUCGGCUGUUGAUACGAGUAGCAUUCUUCGCCCAUGUCGGCUCCUACAAUACAACAAACAAACGAAAAGGAGAGUCAGUUCUCGAUCACCUUAUUGCGAGAAAGCGGAUUGUGGUGACUGAGAGGACAGGAGGACACUGUACACACUGCAGGACACUACAGCUUGACAGAAUACAGCAGGCUAGAUAAUUGUGUAUGUCCAGCAAAUAAUCUUAUAAAUAUCAACACGGCCCUAAGUGGAAAGAAGGUUGCCUAUCCCUGAUUUAAAGCUUGAUUUAAACUGAUUCACAAAAUGCUAAGGCAGAAGGAAAUGUAAUUGUCUCCUGUGGUUAGGAGAUAAAGUACUCCCGUCUAAAAUGAAAGAAAAAAAAUGACAGUUGUCUACAGUGGAUGACAGUUCUACUCCAGCAUAGAAAGGGCAUCGUGGGUAUGGGUGUGAUGACAUUGCGGGAUAUGGUCAGAUGUCCCUGUCGACAAGCGAUGACAACUGUCCGAAGUUCGGGAGGGCGACAGGUGAUAACAGUUGUCCCGAAGUUCAAGAAGACAACACCGUGCAUGUGGAGUGGUGCCUAUUGCUUGCAGACAUGGGGCAGGUGUGGGUUUGUAGGCUCCUGUAGUGUCUUACCGAUGCUGGUCCCAGGCCAUGUUGUCGGAAAACAAUCUUGUUGUCGUCUUCUUUCUGAUUUCUCUUUUUUCAUCUCAUCGACUACUUGCCAUUAUCACCAGCUUGCCAUCUUCUUUCUUUUUUAGGGAAGGGAGAAAAUAUUUGGCAAGAAGAAGACAGAAGAAUAUCUUCUCUAAACUAAGCAACCCUUGGUGUAAACACUUCUCUCCAGACACCUUACUAUGCGUCUGUCAGUGCGAAUCCACAAAUUUCUGUAGUUCAUUUCUGUUUUGUCACACGCGCAACGAGAGAGCAACUGCAUUAUCCUUCGUGUUCUUGUUUAUUUGUUUGUGUUUUCUCAUGCCUUUAGUGACACUGGUGUCAGCAUUUUCAAAAAGAUAAAUGUGCGAAAAUUAUUGUAGUGGUUAUAAUUAUAAUGUAGUGGUUUCCAGGUAAUCAGGGCCUUCGUCUUACUGAGGUUCCUUGAUGUCCGCGCGUGUGAAUUCGUCUUUUGGGGUGAGCACCACAGGUGCUUCACACAGGUAGCAGGCGGACAGCACACUCUUCGCCCACUUUACACGUGAGGAUGUUCACAAGCCUUCUUCUAAACAAUCAUUAUCUGCUUGUCUAAAUGCUAUUUCUCGCCCUGCUAUUGAGCCGCCAUUCGAUGAUGUCGGUGCCACGUGCAAGAACGCGUUUGCUGCAAACAUGAGAGAGAAAGAGAGAGCGGUGGCCGAACAACGACAAUCGCCAGAUGUGAAAAUCAAUCUAUCAGACCAUCGAUCUGAGGGCAAGAGACAACAUGUGAUGAAAGCGCCCUGAAUGCUGACGACAAUGCGGUCAGUACAUGGAUUGAACUCGACACUGGAUGUUUAGCGCGCGGAGGGCGGAGGCGGAGGCGGAGGGCGGAGGCAGGAGCUGCCAGACUGCGCUCAGCCGCUGUAGCCAGACACACAGGCAGCUACCACAGGAAAACAGUCAUCUUGGUGGCUGGUACAUCUAGCCAAUAGGUCUUUUUCUUGCAUGUCCCUGCUUGCAGACCACACUGAGUCGGGUGCAGCAGUUGGUGCUGGCCGUGUCUUGGUGCCGCGAUGAAGACGUGUGAGUGGUUGUGCAGGUUCCUGGAGCAAACAACGGGACAAAGCCAGCAAGUGGAGCGACAGUUGUGACUAUGAGAGGAGUGGCAGAGGCAGCCUGUGAAUGUGAUCAUGAGAAGUGUGACAAGGGGCAGUCUGUGAAUGCGAUCAUGAGAAGUGUGACAAGGGGCAGCCUGUGAAUGUGAUCAUGAGAAGUGUGACAAGGGGCAGCCUGUGAAUGUGAUCAUGAGAAGUGUGACAAGGGGCAGCCUGUGAAUGCGAUCAUGAGAAGUGUGACAAGGGGCAGCCUGUGACUACAAAGGCCAAGGUUCGUACCCGGACAGAGGAAGACGUAGAAGGCAGGGGCUUGCUGUCGGCUGUCGCUGGUGGAGGACAAGGCAAGAACAAGGUAAGAACAAGAAUGGCAUGUCAGUGACACACACCCUUGUCAUCACCACACACCUGCUACAGGUGUCACACCUGGUCUCUGUCACAACAGAGGACAGAGAGGAGAAGAGAAAUCACAGCGUGUGAAAGCUGUCGACAGUAACCAAUACCAGGGUUCAUCGGAACACAAGUCUGUUUAGUGUUAAGGCCCAAAAGCAAAACUCUCAUAAAAUGGAAAGAAAGAAAUCUUUCUCCUUGUCGCCACAAGUCACCAACCGUUCCAGUGUUAUCCCCAGUUCUGUCUCUCUAAGGAUGGUCGCUGACUGUUAGACUAAUUGGCUGAAGAGGAUUUCGUCCUGUAAUAAGUUGCGGAAGAUGCAGUUUCGGUCAAGAGAGGCUGUCAAAUGAAGUGAACAGGCAAAGUUCUUGUUCUGAAUUUGAAAUAUAAAUUACCUGUGCAUAGAAAGAAGAACAGACGCAUUUGUUUUAAAAUCGUAAAAAAACCUGAAUUUUAUGUAAAAAUGAAAAGAGGAACACAAACCUUUGUAAGACUUGUCAUCUAUUGUCAGGCUAGUUUUCAUUAGGUGGAGUGCGAGGAAUGAGAUUAGGGAGGUGGAGGUAGAUAAGAAAGCUGUGUGCUGCUCCAGUGAACUGUAACAGGCUUGUAGUGUGCAUGCCAUUCACCUCCACAAUAGCAGUCGAGGCUUUGAUAGACCGACUGGCUGCGAGAUUAGGAAAGUUCUACAGAAACUUCACACUUAAUCAGGAAGAGAUUUUAUCGAAAUGUCCUGAGUGUACAAGUCACCUGGAGCAAUUCAUUGAUACACUUAUCAAAGGAUACAAGAAUUGUGAGCGUGGACCUCUGUCAAUUAGUGGGAUUAACGGGUGGAACGUUGUCAGCCACAUUAACCCUCUUUAUCUUGAGGUCUUCAACUGGAGUGUAUUGUGAAGCUUUCAGAGAAAAUUCCUCUUUAUGUGUGGGUGUCCUCCGCCAGGUCACUGGCAGUGUUUGGCCAUUGUUACAGACCACUAAGUCUGACAAACUCCAUCACUAGAGUCAGUCUGACAAACUCACUGACAACAGACAUUCUUCAAGCCAUGAGCAAGAAACAUGAUCCGUUGAGUGAGCGCCGCUGACUGUCACAAAACUUUCCUGUUUGUAAAAUGUUCUUGUGGUCUGAACAUAGUUUGGUAACCGAGAUGACUAAUGUCAGCCCAGUGCCGUGGAGUUUGUCUAUAUAGCACUAUACCUCAUGGAUAGACACAUAGUAUUUCAAUAUUAGGAUGUAUUUAUUGAAGUCUGACACGUAGCCGGAGUCUGUCUACAUCUCUAUGAUUUAGAAAUUCAGCGGGAAAAAUAAAAAUGUCCCAGAAUGUCAUAGGUAGUUUGACUAAAUGAAAUUAAAACUGCCUUCCAGGUGGUUGAAAAUGUACUAAAUGCGCAAUCAAAGUAGUGAGUCAGAAAAAAAAACAUUGUUUGUUUGUUUAUUUAUUUAUUUAUUAUUUAUUUAUUUAUAGUGGAUUCGGCGGAUUACUACGAUAAGCUCAUCUGAAAGACCAGCGAGCACAAAAGGAUGUGACAGGUUUGAGUGCCAGCACGAGACCAUGAUCGCGGAGGAACACCCCGCUGCCCUGGUGUCCGUGGUGACCACAGUCAUCGCCGGAGAGAUGGCCUUGGGUCUGGCCUUCAACAUCGGGGUGCUGAUGGUCAGCCGGGGGAGGCUGGUGAAGGGUGCGGAGCACGGCAACACCUUCCUGGCCUCCCUGAGUGCCGUGGACAUCGUGGCCUGCCUCACUGCCCUGCCCUUCACCAUCGUCUCCGCCCGCCUGUCGCGCUACCACAACAACCUCAUCUUCUGCCUCUUCUCCGAGGGCGCUGUGGCGCUCAGCACCACGUCGUCGUCGCUCACCUUGCUGUGCAUCACCCUCGAGCGCUACCAAGCCGUCACCAGACCCGCUCAUCGAGGCCUUCUGUCCUUAAAGCCCUUUGUCUUCCUGCUGUUCAUCUGGAUUCUGUCGGCAUUUCGCCUUUUGUGCGCCCUUCAUCCUUCACCGACAGGAUGCUUUGAACAGGAAAGAAAUGUACUUGGGUCAGGAGAGGAGGAUCCGAUGGUUGUCUCUGGGAUCGUGUGCGUCUUCUUGCUGUGCUGGGGGCCGCACGUGAUGCUGACGGUGCUAGAGAUGGUGCAGCAGGACUCCCUGCAGCUGGAGGCCGCUCACCUGGUGACACUGAUGCUGGCCUACCUCACUGUCGUCAUUCACCCGCUCAUCUACGCCUUCUCCAGGAAGAAGUUCCGUGAGUCGCUCGCUCGCCUCUGGCGCCGCUUCCGAGAGAAACGCAGGCGACAGGCGCACGUGGGUCCUGCCUCCUAAACAACAACAACAACAACAACAACAACAACAACAACAAACAUCCAGGUCUUGACCCUGUCUGCUCUUUGACCUCCCAACUCUUGGGUGACCACUUCAUGGAUUCUUUCCAAGAGAGCUCUGCCAUGGAGCUCGAAAUGCCCGAUCCCUCGCUUGACAACCUUGUGUUGAUCUCUCAAUCUUUAUUUACCUGACAGAAAUUACAACACCGACAAAGAAGUGUUUAUUUUUGUGUCUGUGUAUCACUUUGUAAUCAAGAUAGACUGAAGACAACAUCAUUGAAGAACAUCUUGUGCUUUGCUGUGGUGCGCUAUUCAUUUCAACAAGUAUUUAACAUCAGUGGAACUCAUUGCUACAGUAAUUACAGUAAUUACAAAUGUUGUCUUGCGCCUGGUGGUAGACCAAGACUCAGUAUAUUUGUAGAGCUUUACAAAUGACGAGGCUUCACCCUCCAUACCACAAUGAGAUUAAAUGUAGCAGUCCACUCCACUAGCAGAUUAACGGUAGAUACUGUGAUGUAUGUUACUGUAUUAUCUAUCAUAUCUAUCACAUCUAUCACAUCUAAUCAUCUGAUACAUCGCUCAGUGUCUGGAAGUGUGGUGUGGAUGCUACGUUUGCUUUCCGGAACACACUUUGUCAUCUGUGGCCACUAGGUGUGACUUCUGACUACAUCUCUUUCAUUAGACAGCUUUCUUCUUUAGAGUUAUCAAUCGUUAAUUUAUAUUUUGUUGUGCAUUGUGUCUGCGUGCUUGUUGGUGUGUUCGUGAAGACAUUCUUGCCUGUCCUCCGAUGUGUCCUGCGCCUGUUGACAGAAGUGUUGGAGUCCGGCUGGUGCAGGACAAAGGUGCUACAGAAAUGUGAUUAUUAAUUUUGUUAAACUUGAUCAUAUUAUUGUAGAGGUUACUCAAAUUCAUUAUCGGUGCCGCAUGACUAACGGUUGUCAGCAGUAAGCAGGGAAUAAUUCCAGAUGGCAGUAUGAGGGCUAGUAUACUUCAUUACUUUCCUUUGUUGACCUUUUAUUUUUUAUGUAUUCUUUUAGAGAGGCUUCCUGAAGAUGGUUGCUUAUCAGUAUGUCCGUCAUUGUAGAUGUAAGUGCUGUUUACAAAAGAUGAAAUACAUGCUCAACUCACAAGCGUAAUAACUCAGUCAAAGAAUUCACUCACACAGGAAACAAGUAAAUAUUUCUUUCCAUCUAAUUAAUCUGAAUUUUAAUACCUGACACUAACUCUUUAACAAAGUUUCAAAUUGACA